Molecule: messenger RNA, 725 nt
Organism: Daucus carota subsp. sativus
Lineage: Eukaryota; Viridiplantae; Streptophyta; Magnoliopsida; Apiales; Apiaceae
Exons: 4
Coding region: 135-617 (160 amino acids)
Biological process (GO): RNA catabolic process
Cellular component (GO): ribonuclease H2 complex
Source: RefSeq, a predicted model, not a curated record
UUCUAUCUUUUAUAAAGAAAGAAAAGAAAGAAAAGAAAAAGACGCGGGAAACAAUUGGGGGUUUAUAAAAGCUAGGGUUUGGACGAUGACUAAUAAUUGAACUCUCUCAAUUAAACCCUAAAAAUCAAAAUUUGAUGGCCAAUCAAGAAAUGGGAAGCGUUGGUAGCAUCAAUCUGAGGAAUGGUGAAUCCAUGGUGGAUCUAACGGGUCGGGUCCAUCAGCUACCAUGCUGUAUUAAGUUUACUGGGCCUUCCCCUGUUUCGCACUACUUCAAGCCCAAAUCCACGGAUGUUGAGGUUGAUGGUUUGAGUGUGAAUGAAGCGUAUUUUAGAGGAAGGAAGUUGCAGGGCACGACAAUGCCUCUUCCGCAAGGCUAUUCUGGAUUUGUCAUUGGAAAGAAAAAGGUAGGUAAGAGAAAAGCUUCUGACAAGUCUGAGGAAGAUUCAGGUUGCUGGGAGACGAAUGCAAAAUUUCAAAAUGUAACAUUCUGGAAUCAUGACAGUCUUCCAUCACAAGACGAUGCUUUCUUGCGAACUUUUCAUUGGCUUGCUGUUGCCAAAGCGCUGCACCAGCCAGUAACCACCGAAGAUUUGGAAUCUGCAUCAAUUAACCUGUAGCUGUAGUCAGUCAUAUACCGACUUGAAAUAGGAGUUGUAUUUCUUUUGAUGUAUUUGAUACAGGCAUUAAUCAAUUUCAAAUUAUAAAGCAUACUUCUUAUAUCUUUA